Molecule: messenger RNA, 984 nt
Organism: Drechmeria coniospora
Lineage: Eukaryota; Fungi; Ascomycota; Sordariomycetes; Hypocreales; Ophiocordycipitaceae
Product: oxidoreductase
Exons: 1
Coding region: 1-984 (327 amino acids)
Molecular function (GO): FMN binding; oxidoreductase activity
Source: RefSeq, a predicted model, not a curated record
AUGCUCGGCACAUGUCCGCUCGAACCUCGUUCACUGACCACUGCAGACACGCCCGUGCUCAUGGCGCCCGUCGGAAUCCAGUCGCUCUUCCACCAAGACAAAGAGAUUGGCACGGCCAAGGCGUGCGCCGCCCUCCGUGUGCCCUUCACUCUCAGCACCGCCGCCUCGACGGGCAUCGAGGAGCUCGUCAAGGCCUGCCCCGAAGGCGCCAAGUGGUUCCAGCUGUACUGGCCGAUGGACGAGGAGAUGACGGCCUCCAUCCUUGGCCGCGCCAGGAGCAGCGGCUACAAGGUCCUCGUCGUCACCCUCGACACUUGGACCCUCGGCUGGCGACCUUCGGACCUCGACGCGGCCAACGUGCCGUUCAUGGCCGGCGAGGGCAACGAGGUCGGGUUUCAGGAUCCCGUCUUCCGGAGAAAGUUUGCCGAGCGGAGUGACGGCGACUCGCCCGAGGACAACAAAGUCGCCGCCGCCAUGUACUGGAUCGGCGAGAGCUUCCCCGGCGUCAGCCGCCGGUGGGAGGAUCUGGCCCUCCUGCGGAAGCACUGGGACGGACCGGUGGUGCUGAAGGGCAUCAUGAGCGUCGACGACGCCCGGCUGGCGGUGCAGCACGGCAUGGAUGGAAUCAUCGUGAGCAACCACGGCGGUAGGCAGCUGGACGGUGCGGUGGCGACGCUCGACGUCCUCCCGGACAUUGCCGACGCCGUCGGUGACCAACUCACCGUGCUCAUCGACUCGGGAAUCCGCACCGGCGCCGACAUUGUCAAGGCAUUGGCCCUCGGCGCCAAGGCCGUUUUCCUCGGCAGGCCGAUCGUGUACGGCCUGGGGAUCAAUGGCACGGCCGGAGCCGAGGCCGUCCUGGCCGGUUUGCUGGCCGAUCUCGACCUCACCAUGGGCUUUGCCGGCGCAAAGUCCGUCGCCGAUCUUCAGCGAUCCAUUCUGCAGCGCGCACCGCAUGCCGGCAACGUCAAGUCCUAUUUGUAA